CUGCCGGUCGGCCUAGAACUCUUGGGUGACGCAUGCGUUUUGACGGGCGUUUUUCCGCUGACUGAAUUUCUCGCUUUGCAUUUGCAUAGGAAAAUCUACAACUAGCCGUUCGAAAAACACCAAAAAUCAGCUCUCGAGUGCGUGAAGCCAAAUAGAAGAUAUCAGUACACGUAAAGGCAAGCAUCAGCCGUAGCAAAAUUCACGUUGAUCGUUGUUUUUUGCACGCCGUAACGGAGAAUCCGGAGAAAAGCUACAAAAUCUUUGCCAUUCCUUUAUUUUUUUUUCGUCCGUGAGCGUACGCGUGUGUGUGUGUGGUCGCAUAAAUUUACCGAUAUUUCGCCUGUCUUACCUACAUACCUCUCGCCCUCGAAUGUGUUAGAGCGAGAGCCACAACGCGCAGAGCAAAAAAAAAAAAACAAAAAGUAAGGAAGCAAACGUAAAAAAAAAGGCAGCAAAUAGCCCAGCAAUAAGUUCAGUUCAGAAAGAAAAAAGCGAAAGCGAAAGCACCAAAACUGAAUAACGCAAAAGCAGAAACCGCCACCGUCACAACAUAGCACCAACAACAACAACAAAAACAACAGAAGGUAGAAGCUAGAGGACGCACAACAAGAAGAAGAAGAAAAAAACGGACAGCGAGCAAAAAAGGAGCCACAGUGGAAGCCCCCAAAACAAUCGAAAGAGAAUCAAACACAACAACAACAACAAAAACAGCCGCCACAAUGAGCAAACCAUUUGAACUUCCGCUGACCAUUGAACCAGAGCAUGAGUUGCGAUUUGUGGGUCCUUUCAACCGACCCGUCGUCACAAUCAUGAGCCUGCGCAACAACUCGGCUCUGCCCCUGGUCUUCAAGAUCAAGACAACCGCCCCGAAACGCUACUGUGUACGUCCAAACAUUGGCAAGAUUUUGCCCUAUCGAUCGACCCAGGUGGAGAUUUGCCUGCAGCCCUUCAUUUAUGAUCAGCAGGAGAAGAACAAGCACAAGUUCAUGGUGCAGAGCGUCCAGGCGCCAUUGGAUGCCGAUUUGACCGACUUGAAUAAAUUGUGGAAGGAACUGGAGCCCGACCAGCUAAUGGACGCCAAGCUAAAGUGCGUGUUCGAGCUGCCCAAUGUGGAUACGAAUGCGGAGAACAAUAGCGGCGGGGCCAUCAACAGUGGCAGCGGCAGCGGCAGUGGAGCCGGUAGUGUGGGUGCCAACAUCAGUUCGACCAGUGCUGAUGGACUCAAGUCUGAGCCCAAGCUGUCCAGCGAUGAUAUGCCAUCGAAUUUGCCCGAAACCGCUGAGAUUGUUGAGUCAUUGUCCGGUGAGGUCAAGGCGCUGCGUGAAUCCAACAGCGAACUGCGAAAAGAAAAUCUACACUUGAAAGAUCAAAUCACACGCUAUCGCAGCUCAGCGGCCAUUAAGCAGGUGAACGAGCCGUAUGCCCCAGUCCUGGCUGAGAAACAGAUUCCGGUCUUUUACAUUGCAAUUGCCAUUGCUGCGGCCAUUUUGGGUCUUUUACUGGGCAAAUACCUGCUCUGAAUGCCAUAAACAUUAAACACUAUAAACAGCGACAACUAAAAGAAGAAGAAAAAAAUAUAACAAAUUAAAAGCAUAUAUAUAUAACAGAAGAUAAAUAUAAAAAAAAAAUGUAAACAUGCAUAAACAUGUAGCAGAAGGAUCGGCAGCGAUAACAUUCACGGCAGCGGCGAUAACAACGAACGAACGCAACAGCAACAGCAACAGCAGAAGAAGAAGAAGAAGCAGAAGCAGCAUCAAGGUCAUCAUUUAACAGAGACGAAGUAGACACAUAAAGGAAGCUGCAAGGACAGCGGAGGAAGGAAGAAAAGACAUCCAAAACAAGCAUAUUCACGAAAGAAAGGCAAAAUCUUCAGAAUCGGCAUCGAUUUCUCUUCCUAUUAUUAUUUUUUUACUUUUAUUUUUUUAUUCACUUAACGAAAUGGGAAUUUCAUGCUUUUUGUUCGUUUUUUUUUUAUAUAUAUUUUUUAAUUGCAUUUCAAAUAUUAAUUAACGUAAGAAAGGAAAAAAAAGAAACCGACAAAGUUAAACAAUUUCAUGUAUUUCGUAGACCACCAAAAAAAAAACCAGAAUAUAAGAAGAAAGUGUUAAAGGAUGAAAUAAAAGUUAGUUUUUUUUUUUAA
Molecule: messenger RNA, 2140 nt
Organism: Drosophila bipectinata
Lineage: Eukaryota; Metazoa; Arthropoda; Insecta; Diptera; Drosophilidae
Gene: Vap33
Product: VAMP-associated protein 33kDa
Biological process (GO): endoplasmic reticulum membrane organization
Cellular component (GO): endoplasmic reticulum membrane; plasma membrane
Molecular function (GO): FFAT motif binding
Source: RefSeq, a predicted model, not a curated record